Molecule: messenger RNA, 5593 nt
Organism: Helicoverpa zea (corn earworm)
Lineage: Eukaryota; Metazoa; Arthropoda; Insecta; Lepidoptera; Noctuidae
Gene: PIP4K
Product: phosphatidylinositol 5-phosphate 4-kinase type-2 alpha
Exons: 12
Coding region: 212-1642 (476 amino acids)
Biological process (GO): phosphatidylinositol metabolic process
Molecular function (GO): phosphatidylinositol kinase activity
Source: RefSeq, a predicted model, not a curated record
CUAUAGCAUAGCAGUCUAUGGUCUGUCUGUCAAAAAGCCGUUUGCUGCUGUUGAUGGGUGUCGAGUUUCUAUAAAUUCUCAUUUUAAUCUUCUUACUUUGUGAUUCAAUAUAUUCUCCGUUGACUAAAAAUGGUUUAAUUAUUAUCUCUCGCAAUAAAUUAAGUACCGUGGCAGUUUUCUGACUCUGAUAGAAGUUGUAAACAAAUCCAAAAUGUCCGUUCCUAGCACUGGAUUGAGCAAAUUGAAGAAGAAACAUAUUCGUGUAAAACAUCAAAAAGUGAAACUUUUUCGUGCAAAUGAACCAUUACUAUCUGUAUUUAUGUGGGGUGUAAAUCAUACGAUAAAUGAGCUAAGUCAUGUCACAAUUCCGGUCAUGCUCCUUCCGGACGACUUCAGAGCGUACUCCAAGCUCAAAGUUGACAACCAUUUAUUUAACAAAGAAAACAUGCCAUCUCACUUCAAGGUCAAGGAGUACUGCCCCCUGGUAUUCAGGAAUCUACGAGAGAGGUUCGGAAUCGAUGACCUAGACUACAAGGAGUCGCUCACAAGGUUUAGAAAGCCAGAUAACUACCUGUGUUCGAGGCCCCAGAAGAGGCCUGGCGGCUUGCUGCGGCGGUCGGCGACUGCGCCUAACGGGGUUGCCAACCUGAAAAACGAAACACACCAAGAGAGCAUAUUCCACGAUGCAAGCGAGUUCGUCAAACGAGGGCUGACGAUAAAACGCCUGAGAUCUCAGCCAAUCCCCGACGACUCGUCAGGCAAGUCGGGGGCGAAGUUCUACCAGAGCUACGACAGACUGUUCAUCCUCAAGACCCUUACUUCCGAGGAAGUGGAGAGGAUGCAUUCGUUUCUAAAGCAUUAUCACCCCUAUAUAGUAGAGAGGCACGGCAAGACGCUGCUGCCACAGUACCUGGGCAUGUACCGGCUGACCGUGGACGGCAUCGAGCACUACCUCGUCGCCACCAGGAACGUGUUCUCCAACCAUCUUAAUAUACACAGGAAAUACGACUUAAAAGGCUCUACAGUAGACCGGGAGGCUUCCGAGAAGGAGUUGGAGAAAGACCUGCCGACCCUCAAGGACAACGACUUCAUCAAGCAAGGAGUCCGCAUCGAUAUCGGUGACGCUGCCAAAGAGAAGCUGCUUGAAACGCUUACUGCUGAUGUUGAGUUCCUAACAAAGCUGCACCUGAUGGACUACUCGCUGCUGCUGGGCAUGCACGAGUGCGGACGCGGCGAGGCCGAGGCCGAGGCCGCCCAGCGCGACGCCGACCGCGACUCCGACAACAACGACUCCGACACCGACUCCGACACCGACAACAGGCAUCAUGGCGACAGAUGGGGCUACAACACUCCGCCGGACAGUCCGCGCGGGUUCGCGCGUCAGUCGUCGCUGCGCUACGAGGGCAUCAUACCAGAACUCGACAUCUAUGCCAUACCCAGUCAGGAGAGUGCCCCAAAAAAGGAGAUUUACUUUGUCGCGCUUAUUGAUGUACUGACGCAUUAUGGUGUCAAGAAACAGGCGGCAAAAGCAGCAAAAACAGUGAAAUACGGUAGCAACGUGGACGGCAUAUCGACCUGCGACCCCGAGCAGUACGGCAAGCGGUUCAUAGAGUUCGUGGCCAAGGCCAUCGAGGGCAACUAGGCCAACACGGACCACGGUGCUUCUUACAGUACACGUACUUAUGUCGCGGGUUAUGUAGCGAAUGGAGGGCUCAUGUCAAGGAUGUCUGGGAAAAAAAGCUAUACCUUUAAGUUGACUGGUGAAUUUGUAAAAUCAGUAAAUUGAUGAAAAAUGUGUAGUAUUGUUACAAGAAAGAUAAACACGCGUUUGAUUUAUUUAAACACGUGUCAAAAAGUAUUUGCAAUAACAAUUACUAAAAGCAUUGGCGGUUAAUAAUCUCAGCUGAAAUUAGCUGUAUGGUAUACAAUGAUACAUUUAGUUUCUAUUACGCAGUCUAGCAACUAAAUACCUAUAAUAUUACAAUAAAGUUACCAUACAGUUUACAGUGAAAUAGUCAUCAAUAUACACUGAUUUGGUUUGAAGUGAAAGGCAUUUGAUAGCACAUUAGCACUUCAUUUGUUUACUAAUCUGUGGUACUUAUAGAUGUCGCUACUGUGCCGUGGGUUGUUAAGAACAUUGCCUAACGUUAAUCAUUUAUUUAUUUUUCAUGAAUUGGCCAUGUAUAGAUAAAAAUCACUGUAAUAGUGAUCACUUUAGGCUUCGAAGUAUUCGAGGCCCGUUUUAUUUUGAAGAAAGAAACACUUGGAUUUAAAAAUAAACUGUAUACUCAAGCCACAGUAGCGCCCAUCAACGAAUAUUUUGGACUGAACAGAUACAAAUUUUCUAGUUUCUCUUUCGAUGAUUUUUUCGUCUACAACUUGUUUACGAAUUAACGAAAAGAUUUAUGUAUGAACGUUCCAUUAGUUUCGAAUGUUUUCGCUGCAUUCAUUGUUUAGUUCCCGCUAGCUCAUUUAUAGACCUAAUUAAGUUCACUCAUUGAUCCUUUUGUUAGAAAAUAAAUUGGACUUUACAGGGUGACGUAGAAUAUAAAGGGUUGGUAGUUUAUUUAGAAGCGAUUUUGAAACCAGUAAAGAAAUUAUUCAAAUUGCCCGGCUAAUAUCAACAUUGACCAAAAUGCUAGUAUUGCCCGGGUGAUGUAAAUAAUUUACGAAGUCUUGGCUUUUGACGUUUAUUAUGUUCACGUAGUUACGUACUGAAAGAAGCACCGCUUUAAUGUUGUUAUAUCUUGUCCAAGACAAGUACCACGAUACAGUAAGUGUAAUAACGUCGAUUCUAAUGAGAAAUAAAUGCAAAUAAAUUAAAUUUCAUAUGUUAAAAAAAUCGUAGUGUGGAGGCAUGUAAUUGAUAUUAGCGAUUAUGCAAAACGAUCGGACAGUUUGCAAAGUUUGACGUUUUAUCAAAUUAUUUAUUCGCUUUGCGUGCGAAUGAACACAUUGUUGUGCAAUAGACACGUUGAAAGGAUUGCUGAAUCGUAGAAAGACGGACUUGAGGUUUAAAAUAUGACUAUAACCAACUAUAACUCAAAAUAGCCGUUGUAAAACUCUGACCAGCUAUUCUGCGAUCUAGCGUGACAGUAUGAAAUCCAGGUCGGUCAUUGUCCGAAACAGGGACGGUUACGGGUUGUAAGGGACCCAUUUUUUUACAAUUAUAAUGUUCUACACUUUCGUCUUGAUGUUUGCAAUAAUAAUUAUAAUAAGCGGACCCUUUUUGACAAUAUUCACGUUUUAUUCUAUCACUAAGUCCCUGUUUUGUGCUAUUUCAAUCUUUAUAAAGUUGUAUUCGAAGCUGACUUGUGAUAGUUGUCAUUAUUAGUAUAAAAAGACUGUCGUUAUAUACGCACAUUCUAACAUAUUUUUAUUGAUUGAUAAUAUUUUUAAAUCGUUGUUUAUUUAAUUAAAAUAAUCAUAGAUUGGUAGUAGAAAAGAAAAUUUAAUUUCUAAUCUGUGUUUGAAAUUAUUAAAUGACAAUAAGUAUUUUAAUAUACAAGGCAUAAAGUCAGCUUUGAAUACAGUUCAGCUAAUUCGCACUAUAUCCCGAUACCUGACAAUCCUUUGAGUAAGCGAUGUUAAAUUUAUGGAUCGAUCUUUUAUAAAUGUUCAGGACAUUUGGAUAAUACGAUUCGAUUCAUAAAUUAGACUUCUAUGUAACAUACAUAAUUGACAAAUGUGCUUGUGUUUCUAAGAUAUGGAAUUGUAAUAAUUAAGUGAGAGCGAGUGAAAACAAAAACAUGCGGUUUUGAAACAUCCAUUCGUUGUAUAAGCUGUGUCGUGUUAUUCCAAUCUGUGAGAACGAGCUUAUUGGUCAAUGAUGUAUGCCUAAAUUCUGUAUACAAUUGCUUGCAUUUUUACUGUAAUAUAAUUUAUUGUUGUUACAAAACAUAAUUCUGCAAUUUACAGAAAGAAUGCAAUCAAUCUCUAUACAACAUGGAACCUUCCAAGCACGUUUGCAAUAAUUUUCAUAACUCGUUAUUAGCUUUUUAUAAUGUUCCGCUAACGCGUAGUAUAGUAUUGACAAAUUAUAAUGAAUAAAUAAAAAUGUUAAAUAUCAUUGAAUUAGGAUGUUGACGUGUUACGGUUGGCCAAUUUAACUUUAUCAAUCAAAUUACGUGUAUACUAAUUGGCCGUUGUAUUAUAUCUUAUUGUAAUGCCUUCGAUAUAUUGUUUGAAGUACAUACUUGUUCAUAAUAAUGUCGCGAGACUAAACCCUCGGGAGUAUGGACCGACGCGAGUGAACUAACUUAUGAAAUUGUCAAUAAACCUUUUUGAACAUUAUGAUUUUGGAUAAUAGUGACUUUAGAUGUGAAAUUGUUGUUUAUAAAAUAAUGAAUUUGUGUCGAUCCAUACUGGUGGACGAUGUAUGGGGUCUGUUGUUACCUGACAUAUAAUACAUGUAAAGCUAUAAAACCAAUCAUAUCUACAAUAUCGUGUUGAACUGUCUUGAUGAUGAAGAAUAAAAAUGUAUUCAUCAGACCCCAUAUAUUUCUGUUCCCAAGGAAGACUGUUAUCAGUGUAUUCGGUAUUGUACUCGUUAAAUAACGUUUAACUAUGUAUUCUAUUACAAGGGCGCUUAAGUCCGGAAUUGUAUAAAAACGGCCAUUGUUAAGAGUCGGUGUUUCACCCAUUGUAAUUCAUAAUGUCGUUUUGCCAAUAUACCCAUACCUAGUUCGCUUAGUUUCUGUCUAGAGUAGUGUUUUUAAUAGUACGAUGUAAGAUUUUGUUAUUUAUUAUUCUAUAUUUCGAAUAAGACUUGGAUUGUUAUGAAGUCUUUGUGAUUUAUUCUGUGAAAAUUCAUGUGCCGUUUACGGUGUAAUAGUAAUAUUGGUAAAUUUUAUACUUUGGCGUCGACUGGCGUGAUUCAACGCCAUAUCGAAUGUUUAGCUGACCUCAGAAUAAUUAUAAUAGCUCUUCAUGUAAUUCUUUUUAACUUUUGACUGUUUAUCGGGGAAUAUUACAAGAUUUACUAAUUGAAAUCAGUAUUUGGGGCGACAUUUCGUACGCCUUUCAUUUGAAAUAAUUUUGUCAGAUGUUAGUUUUUUUUUGUGAUAGAUAUUGUUUACUUUUAGAUAUUAAUUUUAUAUUAGAAUUUCGAGUCGACCACUUUUUCAUGUUUCCAAAUUUUAAAAUGAUGUGAAGUACUAUUUUGUUACGAAGUGGUCCUCUUUAGUAGUAUUAGAAAUCCUUUGUUACCCUCUCAGUGAAGAGGAUUUUUUUAUUAAUUUUAUCCAAAAGCCCCUGUCUACAUAUUCCUGAACAAUGUGUUAGUCAUGAAAUGAUUCAAAUUAUGUCAUAUGUGUUGCCAUUGUUUAGGUCGGUAAUUGUAUUUUAAUUUGUAGUUAUGUUAUUUCGAAUAGGUUUUAUCUUGUUAUCGGUGACGGUUGAAGGCACGAGCCCGCAGUGUACGGCGUAUAUUUAUUAAACGAUAGCUUCGCUACAUCAAACUUAUUCGGCAUGUAAGCAACACGGUUGAAAUGUUAAUUCUCUAGUCUACUACUCUUGUAAAGACAAAAAAUAUGUAUGAAAAAUCAAAACUUAAUUUUUUAAAUAUUCGGUUUAUAAAGAUUCUGCAUUAUAA